Miscanthus lutarioriparius is the source of this 1116-nucleotide messenger RNA. NCBI's taxonomy places the organism in Eukaryota, Viridiplantae, Streptophyta, Magnoliopsida, Poales, Poaceae. The record is from the annotation of a GenBank genome assembly.
AUGGGAUUGGGGGGCACCUGGGCAGCACACAACUACGCGGGUCAGUCACCAUCACCACCCCACCUUUCUCGUCUUCGCCUCCAACUUCCCAUGCCAUUUGGCCAAACUCUAUCCCCCACUAGCUACAAAUCCCUUCCCCCUCUGCUCCAUCCAAUCCAAUCCGCCCCAUGCUCGCUCUCUCCUCCAGCUACCUCCCGAAACUCCAGACAGACGCAACCAACAGAGGAGAAACAAACAAAAACCGUCUCGUCUGAAAAAGGGGAACAGAGCAGACGAGCAGUACCAACACAAUGGCCAGGGCACGCCCCAACGCCAUCGCGCCGGAGCCGCCCCCGCCGCCGCCGCAGCAGCAGCAGCAGCGACGAUGACCACCACCAACACCAGCCGCGGGGCCGAUGCGGGCGGCCACCAACAACAGGACCAGGAGCGGCCGCCGGUGCUGACGGUGUGGCGCAACCGCGCAAGUCGCUACUCCUGAGCUGCUCCGGCUUCACCGUCUACGACGCGUCGGGCGCUCUCGCCUUCCGCGUCGACUGCUACGACUCCGCACGCCGGGGGCUGCGGCGGCGCGCGGCCGAGGUGGUGCUGAUGGACGUGGCCGGCACGCCGCUCCUCACCGUGCGCCGCCGCAGCCGGCUCACGAGCCUGGGCCUGGCGCCGGACCGCUGGCUCAUCUUCGACGGCGACGCCGCGGCGGGAGCGGGAUGCCGUCGGCCCAACAAGGCCAAGCCUUUCAUGUCCAUGCGCCGUGCCCGCCUCGGCAUCGGUCUCGGCCUCCUUGGGGCAUCCUCCGGCAAGGCGCCGCUGGCGUACGUGACGCCGCUGAAGGCGCAGGCCGGCGAGGCGUACGUGGUGGAGGGGUCGUACGGGGCGCGGGCCUGCGCGGUGCGGGACGCGCGCGGGGACGCCGUGGCCGAGGUGCGCCGGAAGGAGCGUGUCGGGGACGACGUGUUCCGCCUCGUGGCGGGACCACGCCUCGGCUCCCCGCUCGCCAUGGCGCUCGUCAUCGCCCUCGACGAGAUGUUCGCCGCCGGCGCGGGGUCGGGGUCGGGGUCCGGGUCGGCGCGGCGGCCGUCCCUGCUGCGCAGGACGUGGUCGGCGCGGGGUCGGGGUUAG